AGGGGCAGGUUACCAAAGUGCAAUCGAUGAUCUGAAAAAGGAAUGCAUCGACCCUGAUUUCGUAGAAUACUACAAAGAACUUCUUAAAGAGUGGGUGAUGGAUGAGAAAAGCAUCAAGGAAAGAUUGGAUAAAAUCGAAGAAAAAAUUAGUAAAAAAGAUGACAAGAGUGUAAAGAAAAUAGGACCUGAAGCUGUAGAGGCGUACACAAAUGAUCUGAAAGCAUCAAUCAAAAGUCAAACUGAAUUUCACCGUCUUACUACCCAUACCAAGCCUAGGGUGAAAACGGGUGACAUCUUCACAAGUCUUCUCAUGCAACACGGACGGAAGCCAGUUGAAGACCUUGACACGGAAAGAGAGGAAUACCUCCGCCGGUACGGUCAUGUGAGUGGAAAGCCAAUAAAACAUCCUCAAGAAAUGUUUCUUUCUAAUACCAAUACAGACGAAGAAACGAAUCCCAAAUUUGUUCUUGUCACCGGGAAGGCAGGGAUUGGUAAAACACUCUUUUGCCAAAAGUUGAUUCGAGAUUGGGCUGACGACAAAUUGUUUCAAUCUCAAACAAGUCCUCGCAUCCCUAAUUUUAAGUUCACAUACCUGUUGACUUUCCGCCAAUUGAAUUUACUGGGAAAGGACCACGCAAUUUGA
Stylophora pistillata is the source of this 643-nucleotide messenger RNA. Its product is annotated as NACHT, LRR and PYD domains-containing protein 12-like. Lineage: Eukaryota; Metazoa; Cnidaria; Anthozoa; Scleractinia; Pocilloporidae. The record is from RefSeq and is a predicted model, not a curated record.